Stegodyphus dumicola is the source of this 4616-nucleotide messenger RNA. RefSeq lists its product as uncharacterized. NCBI's taxonomy places the organism in Eukaryota, Metazoa, Arthropoda, Arachnida, Araneae, Eresidae. Gene Ontology annotation, biological process: heterophilic cell-cell adhesion. Gene Ontology annotation, molecular function: scavenger receptor activity; protein binding. The record is from RefSeq and is a predicted model, not a curated record.
GCGGCAGUUUCUGAUUCAAAAAACAAUUUACUUGAAGAAUCAGAAGCUAAUUUUGGAAUCAGAAUUUCAUUACCAAUGAACUGCUACAGAAUAAGCAAGAGAUAGAGGAGUUCUUAUUUUUUGCAUCAACAUGCGAGAUAUCUGUUCUUACCAUUUGUCGACAUUUGCCAUUUUGAUGAUAUGCAUGUUUGUAAGUUCUGAUGCAAAAUCAACGUGCACCAAGUUAGAAACAUACAGAGAAAGUUAUAAACGCACUUAUACGUACCCUGUGCAGGAAAAAUACAAAACAACAUGUGCGCUAUUUUUUACCUGUACUCGGGAGAGAACAGUUUACAAAAUUGGAUAUUCAACGGAAUAUCGAACAGCCAGGCGGACUAUAACUGUAUGCUGUAAGGGUUAUGCCAAAUCUGGCAAUACUUGUUUACCUGUAUGUGCUAAUGGAUGCUACAGAGGACAAUGUGUUAAACCAGACACUUGUGACUGCUUCAUAGGAUGGACAGGUGCUAUAUGCGAUGAAGUUUGUCCUUCUGGAUAUUAUGGAAAAAAUUGUUCUGAAAAAUGCAAUUGCCGCCAUGCAUCUUCGUGUUCAGCUACAACCGGAGAAUGUUACUGUUCACCAGGUUGGAGAGGCGAUCAUUGCGAAUCUCCUUGCAAGAAAGGAACGUUUGGUUCAGAGUGUAAAGAACGAUGCUCUUGCAUGAACGAUGGCUUGUGUAAUCACAUUGACGGAAGUUGCAACUGCACUGCCGGAUUUCGUGGGUUGAAAUGUGAUGAAAUUUGUCCAAAUGGAACAUGGGGUCUAAACUGCUCCAAUAAAUGCCAAUGUAAGAAUGGGGCAAAAUGUAUGCCCUCAACAGGAUAUUGUGAAUGUACACCGGGAUGGAAGGGUCCAAAGUGUGAUUUGCCUUGCGAAUCUGGUAAGUAUGGUAAGAACUGCAGCCGAAACUGUAAUUGCAUGAAUAGCGGAUUGUGUGAUCCUGUGGAUGGUUCUUGCAAAUGCCCGCCGGGAUACAAAGGAUCUAUAUGUAAAGAAAUUUGCGAUGAUGGUACUUGGGGUCUUGAAUGCUCACACAAAUGCAAGUGUAAACACGAAGCCAAAUGUGACCGAAUUUCGGGUUCCUGUGAUUGCACACCAGGCUGGCGAGGUGAGACUUGUGAUUUGCCCUGCAAGCCUGGGAAGUAUGGUAAGAAUUGCAGCCAGCAGUGCGCAUGCCGAAAUGGUGCCCUGUGCGAUCCAGUGGAUGGCUCUUGCAACUGCACGGAUGGAUUUAAAGGAAAAACAUGUGAUGAAGUCUGUCUUAAUAAUACAUGGGGUCAUUAUUGCUCGAAGAAGUGCAAAUGCAAAAAUGGGGCAGCCUGCAUACCGACAACGGGAUACUGUGAUUGCUUGCCAGGAUGGAGAGGCAAAAGAUGCGAUGACCCUUGUGAAUACGGAACAUAUGGGAAAAAUUGCAGUCAGCAAUGCUUGUGUAUGAAUAACGGAACAUGCAACCCCAUAGAUGGCUCCUGCAAUUGCACUGCUGGAUUCCGCGGAUCAAAAUGUGAUGAAAUUUGUGCAAAGGGCACAUGGGGAUAUAAUUGCUCAAACAGAUGCACGUGCAAAAAUGAAGCAAGAUGUCUACCGACUACAGGAUUUUGCGAAUGUUCUCCUGGAUGGAGAGGAAAGAACUGUGAUGUGAAAUGUGAACACGGCAAGUAUGGGAAAAACUGUAACCGAAACUGUUCCUGCAAAAAUGGCGCAAUGUGUGAUCAUGUGGAUGGUUCUUGUAAAUGUAGACCUGGUUUCUAUGGAACAUUAUGUGAUAAAAUUUGCCCGAAUGGAACGUGGGGUUACAAUUGCUCGAAAAAAUGCAACUGUAAAAAUGGAGCAACCUGCGUACCAUCGACAGGAUUUUGCCAGUGUACUGCAGGAUGGAGAGGAGAUAGCUGCGAUUUGACUUGUCCUCAAGGCAAAUAUGGGAAAAAUUGCAGCCAAGCUUGCUUCUGUGAAAACGGCGGAAUCUGCAAUCCCUAUGAUGGUUCAUGCAACUGUACAGCUGGAUAUAUAGGCACAAACUGUAAUGAAAUGUGCCCAAGAGGCAGGUGGGGUUUUAAUUGCUCCCAUUUAUGCGAAUGUCGAAAUGGAGCUCAGUGCACACAUACGAAUGGCUACUGUAAUUGCACGAGAGGAUGGCGAGGCAAGAACUGCGAUUUACCUUGCGAAAGCAGCAAGUUUGGGAAAAACUGCAGUCAACAAUGUAUGUGCGAGAAUGGAGGACUUUGUAAUCAUGUGGAUGGUUCAUGUAACUGCUCUGCUGGAUACCAUGGUAAAAUUUGCAAUAAAAUUUGUCGGAAUGGAACUUGGGGCUAUAAUUGUUCCAAUAUGUGCACAUGCAGAAAUGGAGCAAAAUGCAUUUCAUCGACGGGAUACUGCGAAUGUUCACCAGGAUGGAGAGGUAAUAUCUGCGAUCUUCCGUGCAAAAAUGGUACCUACGGUAAAAACUGCCAAGAAAGAUGUGCAUGCAAACAUGGAGUAUGCAGCAAUGUAGAUGGCUCUUGUAACUGUACAGCUGGAUACAGAGGACUGACAUGUGAGGAGAGUUGUCCAAGUGGUACUUGGGGUUAUAACUGUUCAAAUGAAUGUGAAUGCAAAAACGGAGCAAAUUGUUUGACGUCUACAGGAUACUGUGAUUGCACAUCAGGCUGGAGAGGUGAGAAAUGUGAACUGCCUUGUGAAUAUGGUAAAUAUGGAAAGAACUGUACUAAAGUGUGCAAAUGUUCGAACGGUGGCUUCUGCGAUCAUAGAGAUGGCUUUUGCAAAUGCACAGCUGGUUAUCGAGGAACAACAUGCAAUGCAACUUGCGAGAAUGGUACUUGGGGUCUUAAUUGUUCGAAUACCUGCGAGUGCCGUAAUGGAGCAGUGUGUGUUCCGAUCAGUGGUAUAUGUUUGUGCAAUGCAGGCUGGCGAGGUAUACGCUGUGAUUUACCAUGCGAGAAGGGCUUUUAUGGGCCAAACUGUACUGAAAAAUGUUUAUGCCAGAAUGAAGGCGUAUGCGAUAUUUUGAAUGGAACUUGCUAUUGUGCACCAGGAUAUAAAGGAAUUAGGUGCAGUGAAAUUUGUCCAAACUGGACAUGGGGAGAAGCUUGCUCGAAUAACUGCACUUGCGAAAAUGGAGCAACAUGCGAUCCAGUUUUAGGAGCCUGCCUCUGUGCACCAGGUUGGACAGGUCCGAAUUGCAAAUUACCUUGUGAAAAUGGCACUUAUGGAAAGAACUGCAGUUAUCAGUGCUCUUGUCAGAAUGGGGCUUAUUGUCAUCCAAUUGAUGGACUUUGCGAUUGUCUUCCCGGCUAUCAAGGAACUACCUGCGAUGAGAUCUGCUUAGCGGGAACUUGGGGGAAAAAUUGUUACAAUAACUGUACUUGUGCAAACGGUGGACGUUGUGAUCCUAUACAUGGAAUUUGUUCUUGCAGUCCAGGUUGGCAAGGAUCACAAUGCAGAGAACAAUGCACAAAGGGCACUUAUGGGAAGUUCUGUAAAAAGAAAUGCAAAUGCCGUAACGAAGCUGAAUGUAAUCCUGUUGAUGGCACUUGCACAUGCCGCAGUGGUUUCAUGGGCACCAUCUGUGAUCAGAUAUGUCCUGAUGGAACUUGGGGAUUGAAUUGCUCGGAGAUAUGCUUAUGCGAAAACGGUGCAGAAUGUCUACCUUCAACAGGAAAUUGUAUUUGCUCUCCAGGGUGGAAAGGUGAAGCUUGCAACCUCAGCUGUAAUAAUAAUACAUACGGAAAAAAUUGCAAGAAAAUAUGCCUUUGCAAAAAUGGAGCUAGGUGUAAUCAUGUAGAUGGUUUUUGCAACUGCACAGAUGGUUUCAAUGGAACAAUAUGCGAUCAACUCUGUACUCAAGGUACUUGGGGACCUAACUGUAGAAACAAUUGCAGCUGUAAGAAUAAUGCUACCUGUUCUCCUAUCAAUGGAACAUGUUUUUGCUCUGCUGGUUUUUAUGGUAAGAAAUGCGAAGAAAUGUGUCCACCUGGCUGGUAUGGAGAUGGUUGCAUAUAUAAAUGCCAAUGUAAAAAUAAUGGCAUAUGUCAUCAUGUGACUGGCGAAUGUAUAUGCCCUCCGGAAUACAUUGGAUAUUACUGUGAAACUAGAUGUUUAUCUGGAAAUUUAGAUCGAAAUUGUAGUCAACACUGCACAUGUAAUGAUUCUUCAGUAUCAUUCACUGACUUAAAUGGAGGCUGCAUCUGUUCUUCAAGUUGGCAUGGAAGCCAAGUACUGGGAAAUAUGCUCUCAAAUUUACUUUUGAAACUGCUGUACAUUACGAGCAGUUCUGCAGUUGUUGCUACACUCCUUCUAUUAAUACUUAUUUGUGUGCUGUUCAAAAGCAGAAAGCAAGGUGCAACUAAUGUGACCAUGGCUGAAAAAGAAGAGAAGUCCCGUGGAGGACAUUUUAAGGGAAAAUGCCCCAUAUCAACUUUAACAUGGAGAAAACCAUGAAAACGCCCAUACAGAUAGCCCGUUCAUCAGGACUCGAUCCCCAGACGGAACUAAAAGUGGCCAGAGGCUUUUAUUGUUCUCCCGCUGAUGAGCCGGUUUUCUUACUCUUACGCAGAUUGCAGUCCAGUGAAAGAAAAAGGAA